AUGAUGGGGAAUUUAAAUAGUGUGUCAUAGUUAUUGAAUCCAGAUAAUCCACAACAAAGGAUCAUUAGAAAUAUUCAGUCACAGGAAGGAAUAAAUAAUGGAUAUGGGAAUAAUAGUAGUUUGAUGUAGAAAAUAGGUGUGGAGCAAAGUCCUUUGUUUUCAUAAAGAUCAACCAACCUCUCAAUGAAUAACAGUUCAUUAAUGGGUAUUGACUAAGACAAACUGCAAAAUAUGAUAUCUCUGUAAAAUUUAGGCUAAGUCAAACAACUUUACUCAGAGCUUACGCUUUAUCCAGAUGAUGAGGAAAAAUAAUAAUUACUUGUAAAGGAUGAGCAAAAAUUCAAGAAAAGUCUUAGAAAUAGUAUGGAAGGACUAUUAAAAGUUUUAAUUUGGAGAUUAGAUGGAGCAAUAACACCUGCUGAAUUUACAUAGAUAUAUUUAGAAUGGAUGAAAAAGAGAGAUAUAACUAAUGCCAUUUUAAAUACUUCAUCAAAAAUAGCAUUUUCGAACUUGUUUAAUGAGCAGUAAUAUCUCUUUGAACUGCUUUAAAACUACCUAAAGGAUGCAACUAUUAUUGAAAGUCAUCUACCAAAAAUGCUUGAUAUUUUAACAACAGAAUUCAAUCAAAUAAUUAAAACGCAAAAUUACUUCAAUUAAAUUACCCUAGGUUUAGAUUCUGUUGAAUAGCCUAUUCCUCUAAUCAAUCAAGAAUGGAUCGAUGAAGUUGAGAAAUUGUAUGCUAUUUUGGAUGAUGAAUGCAGAGGUUCAAUAGAUAGUGAUCGCAUUCAAUAUUUUUUAAUGGCUCUUCUACUUAAUGAAAUAAAAAGCUUUAAUAGAGAUGAUAUGAUUUUACUGGUUUAAAAGCAAACAGCAGCUAUAAUGGAGCAUAUGUAUGAGUCAAAUGGAGUUAUUAAUCUCAGAAAUUUUAAGUAGUACCUUUUGAUUCAAAGGCUAAGAAGAGAAGCAGAGAUAUAGACCCUCAAGAGUAAUCUAUAAAAGAUAAAUAGAUACUGGCUUAAAGCCAAGAGAUUAAGCUAGUUUAAACAGUUUCCUAUUAUUUAAUUAAUGAUGUCAAAAUUUCCCUAAACUAAAGCCUAGUCGAUAGCUUCAUCACUUAACGACAAAUAAUUUGACUUAUUUAUAGUAGAAACUAAUUGUAAGUAGUUGAAUGAGAUGAAUAAUAACAGUAUGCCAUCUGAUAAGAAUAUAAAUCAAAAGUUUAAGAUUCUGAAGUUUUAUAUAAAUGAAUUGUUCCAGAUUGGAUCUAUUAAUGAAUAUCUUGAUGGAACUAUAAUCUUAGAUUAGACUUUAGAUGAAUAUGCUGAUAAAAUAUUUAAGACAUUUAUCAAUAAUUGUCAAGCUGAUAUGAACUUAGUAAUAUAAAAUAUCUCAACCUUCAAGUAGAUAUUUGUCAAGGCACUUAAAGAAUACAAAAAUCUCAAUAAUCUUGUAAUAGCUGCAAUAAUAGAUUAGCAUUUGCAAGGAAAUUUGCCAGAUAAUCCAAAAAAAGCAGAUUAAACUUAAGUUGAGACAUAUCAAACAUAAAAUUCACCUCCAAAGAAACCAAAUCUAUCUCCAAUACCAUCGUCAAGUCGUUUAGCGAAUGAAAAUUCAAUCAAGAAUUUCGAUAAUCUUCAAUCAAAUUAGCAAAACUUAUCAUAAAAUAUUCAAAAACGAUAGAGUAACUAGUUUAUUAAUUAGCAAACACCUGAGCUUACUUUUUCACCAAGAGAUAUUCAAAAUAGUGUAAUCAUACCAUCUUCAAAGGGUUCCAAUGCUGAUUCUAAUACCUCUAAAAACUAUUUUAACUAGCAGUAGUAAAGUACAACAUCCAGAAUGAGCAAUAUAAAUUAAGAGUAAAUAAGACAAAAGAGGAUUUCCCACAAUAACAACAACAAAAGUGUGGUACUAGACUAAUAAAAGGCUCCUCUUUAAAGUGAUCUACCUACUUUCUCUAUAGAUCUUAGUAAAUUAUCUAAUGCUACCUAAAAUACAAAUCCAAACAUAAUAACAACGAGCAGAGUAUCUAACAUAAUGCCAGUCUAGUCCUCUAACACUAGUAGAACCUCAAGUUAGAUCCCAUAUGCCUCUGCUAAAAAUGCAAAUAAUUUUUAGAAUUCAUUUUCAUCUCAAUUUUCCCAAGAAAACAUUCAAACUACUUCCAUGGGCACUGCUGCCUAGAAAGUCACUAGAAAUAUUAAUAUAAAUCCAUAUAAUGAUGUGAUUAAGAUAAAUUUGAGCUAAUAUAAGAGAAACGGUACUAAUGAAUCAUUUACUUAGGGCCAAAUUGAUCUAAAAGAAUAAAAUAUAACUCCAGUCAAACAAAGCCUAAGAUAAUAGAUUGAACAGCAAUCUUUAAUUCUUAGUAGCAUCUAAAAAUAAUCUUAAAACACUUUACAAAAGACUAAUGGCUUGUUCAACUACUCCUCACAAAAGAAUACUUCAUAUAAAGAUCAGCAUUAGCCAGUUAAAUUUUCCAAGGUGAUAAGCCCCACUCCAUUAUCUAAUGUCCCUCAUUAGUCCAAAGGAUAAAAUAAAAGAGAUAAUUCAAACAGUAGUUAAUAAAAUACGAAUAAUGGCAAAAGACUGUCUAAUAUCAGUGGGGAUAUGACAUCAAGGUAGAGUUCAAAUAAUUAAAGAUAAAUUAUUGACAAUCCUAGUUCAACUGCUUAAUAACGAAGAAACGGCUAGCAGCCAUUGUAGAACAAUCUACCUCCAAGAGCUAGAACUCCUCUGACUCAAAAUAACAAUGCUUAACAGCGAUAAAAAAGUCCAAUGAAUAUCAUUACCGAUAAACAGCAGAUUUUGAAAAAAACCUCUAACAAUAAUAUUUCUGGUCCAGGAAGCAGUAGUAGUAUAAAUCGUUAAAAUGGUGAAAAGAGUCCAAUUAAUUCUAUUAGGAGCAGUAGCAAUUAUGAUAAAUCACCAAUUCGAUCAAGAAGGGUAGAAAAUUAUGAGGAUGUAAUAGGUAGAUUAAUAUCAUUAAGCAAUAACAAAAAAGUUUGA
This is a messenger RNA of Stylonychia lemnae, 3006 nucleotides long. The record is from the annotation of a GenBank genome assembly. NCBI's taxonomy places the organism in Eukaryota, Ciliophora, Spirotrichea, Sporadotrichida, Oxytrichidae.